Talaromyces stipitatus ATCC 10500 is the source of this 2784-nucleotide messenger RNA. RefSeq names its product mitochondrial mRNA processing protein PET127, putative. NCBI's taxonomy places the organism in Eukaryota, Fungi, Ascomycota, Eurotiomycetes, Eurotiales, Trichocomaceae. Bases 85 to 2784 code for a protein of 899 amino acids. Gene Ontology annotation, biological process: mitochondrial RNA 5'-end processing. The record is from RefSeq and is a predicted model, not a curated record. Gene Ontology annotation, cellular component: mitochondrion; mitochondrial envelope. The transcript is spliced from 4 exons.
GACAGCCUGUAUCGGAUUUCGUGUGGACUUCGCUACUACAGACACUUUCUAAUGUCUAUAUAAGUUCCAAAAUACUGUUUCUGGAUGUUUCGCACGUCGUUAAGGUCUGCUUCAGGACCUAUUCGCUGCGCAUCUUGCCUCAGAGUUCCGCGAAGACAUGUGAGAAACCACCGAUACUAUUCAACACCAGCAAAAGAAGAUGAACAGGACGGGGAAUCGAAUGCGCCUCCUCAGGUGGCUAGUGUGAGAUUUGCGACAUUUCCAGAAGAGACAUCAACGUCGACUUCUACACCAACCAGCAAUGACUCCACUGAGAACGCCAACCAGUCAAAGAGUCCUGACAAGAAUGAUUCAGACGGUGUCGUUAUCUCCAAAGUUUAUACCAGCGAUCCUUCUACUGGUAACGCCGAUACGUCAAAAAGUCAUAGCAAGAAUGGACUGGCAACUUCAGACCGUAGCGAUAUCUCCAAGGUUUAUACAAGGGAUAUAUUCAAAAGGACAAAAUCAUCAGAGAAGGGUAAACCUGACCAGAAGGAAUCCGACGGGACACAGCCAGACGAAGCGGGAAAAUCAGAUAAGAAUCCACCAAAGAAGAAAACUACACAGAAGAAGAAGAAGUCGGGGGAAAAGAAUCCACCCGUGACGGGGAAAUCAGCACGUAAAAAGACUGCGUUGACACCGCGGCAGGCUGGGAAAAAGUCAAAGAAGGUAAAAGAGCCUGAGCCCAAAAAGGCUCCGAGUCCGAAGCCAGUCCUCGAGGCUUUAGAGGCCCAUACCGGGUCUUUACUCAAGGAAGAUAUUGACUUUAAAGCACUCGAUUACGAUACGCCACCAGUUCCCACUUUGUCAUUUGGUCUGGAUAGAGUUUUGUUCAACCCUGGCGUAUACCACCUUCGGGAUCCCAGGUCGCGAGUCUACAACUUUGACCCUGCAUUAGGGACUAUUAUGCCUGUUACCGAAUUCGAUUUCAAAUCUCUCAAGGAAUACAUCACCUCUUCGAAAGAUGAGACACUUAUCAAACUUGCCCGAAAUACAAACAAGAAAUAUGUCGGUUCAUCGUCGAGUAUGACUGGAGUUCUGUCACACUUUCAUUAUCUGUUGUCUCAAUGGCGACCACUCAAGCAGGACAUAAUUUCUCGGGGUUUCGGAGAGAGCGAGACGAAUUUCACAAGGCUGUUGAGAGGUCCCUCUGCCAUGUUUCUACAUUAUAAGGAUGGAGUAUAUGCGAUUGAUGCGGACAAAGAGUUUGAUUCAGCUAAUAUCCUCAUGAAUCUCGGAAAAUCAAUGGAGAAACAACUCACACUACCAAAGGAGGAAUUUGAGAGAUACCGCCGAUCUGCCCCGAACAAGAUCACUCCUGAGGAAGAGAAUGCACUUCCAGAAUCAUUUCAUUACUCUACUCUGGGUGAUUUUGUCAUGCGCUCACAAUUGGACGCAUACGAUCCCCGACUGCCUGGAAGCGGCAUGUUUGAUCUCAAGACCCGUGCUGUGGUAUCAAUCCGCAUGAGUGUAUUGGACUAUGAGCAGGGACUAGGUUACGAAAUCCGCAACCGAUUCGGAUCUUACGAAUCCUUUGAACGGGAGUACUACGACAUGAUCCGAGCUGCGUUUCUCAAGUACUCGCUCCAGGUCCGCAUAGGUCGCAUGGAUGGUAUCUUUGUCGCAUUCCACAAUAUCGAACGCAUCUUCGGUUUCCAAUAUGUGCCUUUAUCAGAGAUGGACUAUGCACUGCACGGCCAGUCAGACUCGGAGUUGGGUGACCGAGAGUUCCAAUAUAGUAUCAAGCUCUGGAAUGAGAUUCUGGAUAGGGCGACAGCCAAGUAUCCGAACCAGUCGCUUCGUCUCCAUUUUGAGACUACGGCUGAUACGCCAGCGAAAAUGAUGGUUUACGUGCAACCUGUAACGGAUGCGGAUAUUCGACGGAUACAAGAGAAGAAUAAGGCGCAGAUUGAGCGGGUGCAACAGCAGAUGUUGUACCCUGAGACUGUUACUCAGGGGGACGAGCUUGCUCUUGAGGAUGAUGGGUCUGAUGGUGUCGCUGAAGUUGUCGCUGAGACUACAGACACUAUGACCGAGGCCAAUGCUGUUGCUGAGGCUGCCGACGAAGCUGUAGUGGCUACAGCUAAGGUCAAUGCUGCCGAUACUGCCAACACCACAAUCGAGAAGACCGAACGUCAAGCCGAAUCAACCACCGACAAAGAUACAACAUUCUUCACCACUGAAGCUCCCUCCACCCCAGAAACCGCCUCACAAGAGACAUCCUCACAAGAAGCCCCCGCCUCAAAACCGAACCCUAUCUUCGUCAUCGGCUUCAAACUAAACCGCUCCGAAAAACUCCUCCACGACCUCAAACAACAAUACAAACAAAUACUCCGCACCUGCGAAGAAUCCUACAUCCGUCCCAAACUCUUCGGCAUGGAAAUCAACAUCCAAAACAUCGUAAACGGGCGCGUCAUAAAAAGGCCCACCAGCUUAAAACCACAUCACACCUGGCAAGUCUCCUACACCAUUAGAGAAUUCAAAAUCGGCACAGGACAGUUAUGGAAUCAAUUUGAAGGGAUGCGGAAACGGAGACGAGAGGCGUUGUCGUUUGGGAAGAGAGGAGAUGAGGAGAAUAUGACGCCGUAUAUUUUGAAUUUGAGGAAGUUGGCGAUGCAAGGGAAGAAGUUUAGGGAGGAGCAGGAUCGGAUUGAUAGGGAGAAGGGGAUUGUGGUUUAUGAGGAGUUGAAGGCUGGCUCUUCUGGUCCUUCCUUUAGUGGUUCAGGUGGUUCUGGGACGGUAUAA